Molecule: messenger RNA, 1046 nt
Organism: Dreissena polymorpha
Lineage: Eukaryota; Metazoa; Mollusca; Bivalvia; Myida; Dreissenidae
Product: reelin-like
Exons: 7
Coding region: 67-885 (272 amino acids)
Biological process (GO): central nervous system development; neuron migration
Molecular function (GO): lipoprotein particle receptor binding
Source: RefSeq, a predicted model, not a curated record
AAAACAUGAAGUCUGGUGGUACCUAACUGUGCCCAAGUGUCGUCUGUUAGUUGUCAUGACAGCAUUAUGCACCCUAGCAUAUACUACGGGGGAACUACAAAAUACUGGCGACGUGUGUCUAUACCACUGGAUAAUCUUUAUGUUUGCGGCACCCUGAGAUUUCGCUGGUACCAGGGUUUCAUACCUGAUGAAGACUUUGGACCUGAGUGGGCGAUAGACAAUGUGUUCAUAGGGAUGGCUUGCAUGCAGCAAUGUCUUGGACAUGGUGACUGCAAUGGCAGCAUGAUAUGUUCAUGCGAUGCUGGUUACCACGGUGAUGCUUGCCAGUCCAACCAAUCACUGCCAGUGUACAUGAAAGAAGGCUUCCGAUUGGCUGAUGGACUAGAUGAUCUUCCAGAGAUCCUCCAUGUUUUAGACUCAUUCAGUAGCUCCAAUAAGCUUCUGGAUGAGAGGAAGUGGGCCGUAUGGAGUGGUGGACUGGUUGCCAAUGUGUGCGGUCUGCUGCUGGACGGCCACAGUCUGGUGUUCCAGAACACGGGGGGGAGGGUCCUGGUUACCAGGGAACUGGAUCUCUCCAAGGCAACUACUGUCCAGUUUUACCUUUGGUUAGGCUGUGACUCAACCCCUCCUGAUCCUGCCACUCCCCCAGUCUAUGCCCAAUACUCGGUGAACGGGGGCAUCAUUUGGCACAACAUUGAGCAGUUUGAUUUCAACACGCACAGCAACAGACCGUCAUACAUUGUGCUCUAUCUGCCUGAAAGUUCACGCUCCAAGGCCACCCAGUUUAGAUGGUGGCAGCCUUCUAAAAAUGGAACGUACAUGGAGGACUGGGCUAUAGAUGAGAUGCAACAACAAUUUUUAUGGAAUGUCCCACUUUGGACCUGAACAAGUUUGGCAUGAUGUGUGAUCUACAUAGAUGGGGAUCAUGAGGGAGAAGACAUGCUGGCAGAUGACCCUGAGUCCCCUAGGGACCCCAUCUGGACCUUGACCCCAGGGGCAGUCAUAGAACCUGUGUGUGGAUCAACCUUUGAUGCCUUGCAUUUCAC